AUGAUGACUAAUAACCGAAGUUUUGAUCAAUAUGUUUCGAAUAUAUGGAGCGAAAUUUUUGGGGAAGACCUGAUAAGGGAACUGGAGCCCGAAGGAUGGCAAGGAUACGGUGCAAGAAAGUGGGCCAAAGGCAGAGAAAAAGUUGGCGGAUACGCAAAUACAGGCCUCAAAUGGCUUAGGAACAACGAUAAAGUUAAUAGAGUGUUGAAUUCUAACGCGGUGAAGACAGUCACAGGAUACGGGCAGCAAGCGAUCGAAAAAACAAAAGAAGGUCUCAAUAGGUGGCGCCACAGUUCAGACGACGAAUCAUCAGGUCAAGAGGAGGAACGUGAUAGCAGACGUAAACGAAGACAUCGAGAUCAUGGCAAACAUCGAGAUCAUGGCAAACAUCGCCACCAUCACCACCAUCAUCACAGAGAGGGAAAAAUGAAACCAGAGGAUUAUCAAGGAGCGUGCGUCAAGCACUGUGCGAACAUUUACGGCUUUUUGUUCGAAUCUUAUUCGGAGGACGGAGUCCCGAGAUUCUCCAACGGAGGCAUUUUUCCCAUCACCCGGGGCAAGGCUGAAUUGAAGGAGUAUGUCAAAGAAAAUGGCCGAGAGCGGCGCUCUACUUAUGUGUGCGAUUGUAAGCCGACGAGGGAUUUCGAAUUAAUGGUCAAAACAGCGUAUCCGGACGUAGAGAACUUAUUCGAUAACUUCAUAAAGCAGCAACACUCCGAUCCCGCCGGAGCGACUCGUUCCGCGGCUCGAAUUUUUGAAAAAUUGAACUGGGAUUGGAAGGCGUUACAAAAGGAGGAGGGAAUUCAGAAGCCGUUCAAUAGAUAUUUCUAUACUGAUCAUAGGCAUCUGCUCCAGUUGAUAUUUCAGGAAAUGGUACAAUUUACAGAGGUUAAAGCGCAAAAAACGGAGGAGGCAAAGCAGAGGGAGAGGUCCGCGCGUCAUCGUCAAGACCCUCGAGCGGAUAGAGCGACGACCGGCGGAGCAGCCUAGGGACAGUGAUGAACACACAGUUAAAAAUUCCAGUGUUUUUGGUUAUUUCUUUUGGUCGGAGCUACCGAAGCGAUUUGCUCAAUCAACCGGCUUUCCGGUUAGAUCAACUGAAACGUUCGGUUGGUCUAACGGAAAUUUUAUGUUACUUUGAGAUUUAUCUUAAUCGGGGGGUUGGUUCGCGGAGCGGUUAGGGGGCGUGCCCCUUGUCAGGUUGAAAAAAGUGUGCUCACGUGCUCCUCACUUAAGGCCUAGAUACACACGGCGAUCAU
Molecule: messenger RNA, 1259 nt
Organism: Bemisia tabaci
Lineage: Eukaryota; Metazoa; Arthropoda; Insecta; Hemiptera; Aleyrodidae
Source: RefSeq, a predicted model, not a curated record